UGAUCAAGAUUUUAAAUUAUACAAGUAUCUCUAAGUUGAGUAUUUUUUACAAAAUAGUAAAUAUUUUAAAGUGAUUUUUAUUUCAUAGAUUUGGAGUUUGAAACCAUAAUGUACUUCUAAGUUCUAUCUAUUAGUGUUCUUUGUGGCUUCUUAACAAUCACUACUGCAAAUUACACAAAAGAAAAUAAAUUACUGCCAGGAAUAAAUAAAACACGGAUUACACACAUUACCAAGUGUUGAUUUAGUUUCUUCAAUGUUUCAUUAUUAAUCGGAAAUUAAAAUAAUCAUUACUCCUACAUCUCUUUUAGUUUGCUACAGAUUGUGGCAUUUCGUGACAUGUUGUAAGGGGAAAUGUUACUCUCUGUAGCAAACUCAAAGAGAUGGAAGGGUGCACAUUACUAAUUGUUCCAAUAGCAAUUAGCAUUAUUCAUGUAAUUAUAAUUGAUUGAGGGUUUUUAGAAGUUACUUCUACUUAUAAUAGAUGAACUAGGUUAAUGAUCAUAUUAUUGUUUGUCUAUCAAGAGAGAUCUAAAUGUAAAAUUAUUUUGCAGAAAUAUUUACCAUUUUUUCUUAUUUAAAAAAUAUCUGCCAUCUAUCCAGAGUUUGGCUGCAUCUAAUGCUACUACCACCGUGCAAGCAAAAAAUUGUAAAAAGGCCUGAAAUUUCAUAGGUACUUCAUGCUUUCAUGGAAAAAUGAGCAUUAAAAAAUAGGGUAAAUGAUAGAGGAAUUAUAGCUGAAAUUCUUUUUUGGGUGUUCAAAUCAAGAUACUAGUUAACCAUUUUAGUCUGUUAAAUUAAUGAUAAGUUCAUUGGACUAAGUAGAUUUUUGACAAUGUUUGAGACACUCUUUGCUAUUUGAUUGGCCAUUUAUUUCUUGCUGAUUUUUUUUCUGCUGUGAAAAAAGAAUUUUAUGAUGGAACAUUUACUGUUGAGAAUUCAAGAAAGUACUACUUCAAAUCAGGGGCAUUCUAGUCAAUCCUGUAGGUUUAUUAUUACGAUAUACUUUGGCAAUUGUCAUAGAUAGUAAAGAUACAGAAUGUGGUCCAGUUAAUAUUGUUAGCAUCUGAAAGAAAAGGUUGUUCCUUGCUCUGUUUUCUUAACCAUCAGGCCACUAUUCAUAAGAACACACUCUACCUCUGUCUCUGAGAGUCCCACUUAUGCUUUUUUGUGCUAUCUUUUGAGCUUCUUUAACGAAUUUUUACUUCUUAUCUCUUCCCCCUUGUGACCUGCUUCUUACAUAAUUCACCCAUAAUCUCUCUCUCUCUCUCUCUCUCUCUCUCUCUCUCUCUCUCUUCCCCAUUCCUCCAUACUUAGGUUUCUCAGUGGGGCUAAGUUUUCCUUUUGAACUUUAUGUGGGUGUACUUUAUUUGAUUUAGCUGACUUUCUGAUUCUCAAUGCAAAACCCAUUCACUAUUAGAUUGUGAUCUUGAGUUUUGUGCCCCAUAACCUUAAGAUUUCUCUUCAAGUAUAAAAAGGAAGUAGAAUUUUAUUUUUCUGUAUGCCCAAUUAUUGCAAUCCUCAUUUUGAGAAUAGCUUAUUGAGGUUAAUCUAGAUGGGGUUUUUCAUUGCCAAAGAUUAAAUUCUCUUAAUUUGGCUCUUAAAAGCUCCUCUUUUCCAGUGGCAGUACAGGAGGGAAAUUAGUUUUCAGUGAAUCUGCUUCCUAAAUCCUUGUAGAUUUGACUUCCUAAAGCUCCCCGAACCUCAUGAGGAUUAAAGAGUUUCCUUAACUCUAUUAGCUCCAAGCUAUUAUUAAAUCGGGACUGUUUGAUUGGGUUUUGGGCAGGGUAUAUUUUAAAAAUGAGCUCCUGCUUGUGUGGAGGUGGAAGGACAGCCUAUACAAUAGACCUUGACAUCAUUAAAUCUCCUUCAACUUCAUUUCAAACAUCUCAUUCUUCAUCACCUUCUUCAACUAUAUCUGAAUCGAGCAAUUCCCCCUUUACCAUCUCAACUCGAAGAUCACGGACUCCUCGAAAGCGCCCCAAUCAGACCUACAAUGAGGCAGCUGCUCUGCUCUCUACCGCCUAUCCAAACAUCUUCUGUGCCAAGGAUAUUUCUAUGCCUUGCAAAUUCAUCAAACCUCAUGAAUAUUCUUCGUUUUCAUUUGAAGAAGGCUCUUCGGAAUUGCUCCUACCAUUCCCAGUUGAAAAACCAGCUUUCCAGAUAGAUUCUACUGCCUAUGAAAAGCCAUGUUCCAAUGAUACAGAAGAAACCUGUUGUCAAACGAAUUCCUCUAAUCUAAGUGACGAUCAUGAAGAUUUUGACGCAGAAUCUAUGCUUGAUGAGGAAAUUGGAGAGGGUGUUAUAGAUAGCAUUAUGGGAAAUUUGAAUGUGUGUUCAGAAGGGGAAUCCACUACUUCCUUCAAUGGUGCUGUUGUUGGCCCUGUUAGUUUUUGUUAUGGGUAUCCUGUGGGGUUAGGAUUAGGAUUAGGAUUAGGUUUAGGGGGGGGAUUUGAUUUUGGACAUGGAUUGAUGAGAGGAGGAAUAUCCAAGCCAUUUAGACAAAACGAUGAGGGAGACUGGUGGAGAUUUCCGGCUGUUAAUGUUGGUGAAAUUUCACCAAGAUUCGACAAGCCCUUGCAAGAAGAAAAGAAGAAAAAAUUGGACAAAUUAAACCUUAAGCUCUCCUCUUUAAACCCCAAGAAGGAUAAUGCUGUGCCAAUUCCCAAGUCUACUUCAUCCUCCAGCAAGGAAAAUUCAACCUCAAAUCCUAAAUCUAGUUCAACUUCUGGCAUGGAAGAUUCUGCUUCAACUUCUAAAUCAAGCCCUGGGGUGCUCUUAAAACUAAAUUACGAUGAGGUGUUAAAUGCCUGGUCUAAUAAGGGCUCACCCUUUUCAGACGACAUUCUGGGCUCCGAAUUUUCUGGAGGUGAUGUAUUGGCAAGGUUGGCACAAAUAGAUCUAUUUGGUGAGUCUGGAGCCUUGAGAGAAGCAAGUGUUCAGCGAUACAAGGAGAAAAGGCGAUCACGCUUCUUCUCAAAAAAGAUUAGGUACCAAGUCAGAAAGGUUAAUGCGGAUCAACGACCCAGAAUGAAGGGACGAUUUGUUAGAAGGCCUAAUUCAUCUGGGAGUGAAGAAAUAAAGUAGUAAUAAUUUUUAGAAGGCCUCUCUUUCCUUUAUAGUUUUUUUCUUCACAGGAAGUUACACUUUUGUUAUAUUUUUUGUCUAAGAUCUACACACUAAACUUUAGUCAGGGUUAGGUUACACAUAACAGGGAUGAUUAAAGAGUUUGUGUUAUUAUUCCCUCUUUUUUGUAGUCUAAAUCAAUGGUUAUCCCCCUUCCUGCUUUGUAUCUUUUGUACUUAAGCAGCUUCCAUCAAUAAGAUUAUUAUGUUGGUGGCAA
Molecule: messenger RNA, 3340 nt
Organism: Amaranthus tricolor (Joseph's coat)
Lineage: Eukaryota; Viridiplantae; Streptophyta; Magnoliopsida; Caryophyllales; Amaranthaceae
Product: protein CHLOROPLAST IMPORT APPARATUS 2-like
Exons: 3
Coding region: 1798-3084 (428 amino acids)
Biological process (GO): regulation of DNA-templated transcription
Cellular component (GO): nucleus
Molecular function (GO): protein binding
Source: RefSeq, a predicted model, not a curated record